Henningerozyma blattae CBS 6284 is the source of this 651-nucleotide messenger RNA. It is a transcript of the gene PRE3, whose product is annotated as proteasome core particle subunit beta 1. Gene Ontology annotation, cellular component: proteasome core complex. Gene Ontology annotation, molecular function: threonine-type endopeptidase activity. The transcript has a single exon. Bases 1 to 651 code for a protein of 216 amino acids. Lineage: Eukaryota; Fungi; Ascomycota; Saccharomycetes; Saccharomycetales; Saccharomycetaceae. The record is from RefSeq and is a predicted model, not a curated record.
AUGAAUGGAAUUCAAGUUGAUAUCAAUCAUUUAAAGAAAGGUGAAGUCAGUUUAGGUACAUCUAUUAUGGCUGUUACAUUUAAAGAUGGGGUUAUAUUAGGAGCUGAUUCACGUACCACUAUGGGUUCAUAUAUUGCUAAUAGAGUUACAGAUAAAUUGACUAGAGUACACGAUAAGAUAUGGUGUUGUAGAUCCGGAUCUGCUGCUGAUACUCAAGCUGUUGCCGAUAUUGUUCAAUAUCAUUUAGAAGUAUAUACAUCUCAAUAUGGUAUUCCAAGUACAAGAACUGCAGCAUCAGUAUUUCAAAGUUUAUGUUAUGAAAAUAAAGAUUUUUUAAGUGCCGGUAUUAUUGUUGCUGGGUUUGAUGAUAAGUCAGAAAAAGGUGAAGUUUAUAGUAUACCAUUGGGAGGUUCAAUUCAUAAACAACCUUAUGCCAUUGCUGGUUCUGGUUCUGCAUUUAUUUAUGGUUAUUGUGAUAAGAACUAUAAACCAGAUAUGACCAAAGAUGAGACUGUUGAAUUUAUGAAACAUUCCUUAUCACAAGCAAUUAAAUGGGAUGGAUCAUCAGGUGGUGUUAUUAGAUUAGUCGUAUUAACCAAAUCAGGUGUGGAAAGAUUAAUUUUUUACCCUGAAGAUUACGAAAAUUUAUAA